Messenger RNA from Vicia villosa (hairy vetch), 474 nucleotides. RefSeq lists its product as uncharacterized. NCBI's taxonomy places the organism in Eukaryota, Viridiplantae, Streptophyta, Magnoliopsida, Fabales, Fabaceae. The coding region runs from base 1 to 474 and encodes 157 amino acids. The transcript has a single exon. The record is from RefSeq and is a predicted model, not a curated record.
AUGGAUGCUCCUGCUCGGCUCAAACAGCUUACUGGGGAUAGCGCUGCUGUUAUGAGGGUCCUGGAGAUGGCCCAAGUGUUCGCCCGGGGGGACACCGUGUCUACUGCUGCGUUGAAGAAGGCAGAGUCGGACAAGAAGACUGCCAAGGACAAGCUGGACAAGAUGGGAGCUGCUCGGGAAAAGUUGAAGACGAGGGUCGAGAAUGCCCUGAAGAAAAAGGAUGAGGAGCUGGAAGCGGGGAAGAAAAAGCCUGCUGAUCUCGAGGCAACCUGGGCGCCGACGGCGGAGGAGUCUGAGGAUACAGCCGGAUUGAAGUGCAGGGCUGAGCUUGUGGAGAAGAUCGAUUCCCUUAAACUCGACUGUGUUGAGAUGGCUGAAGCCGGGUUCAACCGAGCAAUUGAGCAACUGAAGCUUUUGAACCCGGAGUUGAAGGUAGACAACAUCGAGCUCUCGUCGAGGAUCGUGGACGGAUAA